AUGAAUCAUCUUAUACUAUUUACGACACCUCCUGCACCACUUGGUGUCUGUUUGGCAAAGUCAGAUUCUAGAGAAAAAUUAAAUCAAAAAUCACAAGCAGGUGAUGUUUCAUUGAACGUUGUCGAUAUCAAUGAUGAUGAUGCUGUACGACGUUAUGAAGGUGGAAAAAAUACAAGUGCAAAUCUUUCUCCACCAUUAUCAUCCUCAUCAAGAUCGUCAUCAAUAAGUCGUGAUCGUUCACCUCAAAAAUUGGAUACAUCUCUUACACCAUCAUCAAUCUUGUCAAUAACAUCGAAAACAGACUCGUUAUUCGUAUCAAAUUGGACAGAUGAUGAAAAAUGCAAACGACAAUUUACACAUACAUUAUUUAAUGAUUUACAGCUAGCACAACGGCCAUAUUUUGAAGCAUUAAUUAGUGCACUGGAUUGCACUGAAAAUGAUCAAAAGUGUUUUUAUUCUCUUAGUUUGAUAUUUACAAUGUGUAACAAUCCAUAUUCGAAUAUUCGUCUUGUUACAUUGGAUUUAACUAUUACGAUAUUGAAAAGUCUUGUUUAUGAUGAACAAAAAUGUUCGAUUCGUGUAUUUUCCUUGAUACGUGCGUUAUCAUUAAAAUUGAAUUCAACACUUGAAACACUCUUACCAAAAGAUCGUCAAUUUCUUGUAACAAAUCCAAUGCAAUUUAUUCUGAUUGAACCUGAUGUUAAACGUCUAGGUUGGAGUAUUGGAGGGUUGUCUACUCAAGGUAGGGAAUAA
This is a messenger RNA of Didymodactylos carnosus, 753 nucleotides long. NCBI's taxonomy places the organism in Eukaryota, Metazoa, Rotifera, Eurotatoria, Philodinida, Philodinidae. The record is from the annotation of a GenBank genome assembly.